AUGAAGCGCAAGGGCUGUAAGGAUUUGAAAAAACGGUGCCAUCUGCAAAACAACACGGGGUAGGAUCUGCCACACAGUGCCUCAUUUUUCAUGGGUCCAUGUUUCAUUUUUUUGGCAGAAAAUAACAGGUUGUCCGGAUGACUGCAAAGCGCUUCCCCAUCUGAGACACAUCAGAGGACGCAAUUCUUCAAGUGUCUUCAUAUUUAUGGAAUAAAACCAGCCAUCAUGUCGGGGAAGUCAGAUGGGAAGAUGAAGUGGGCGGCUGUCAGGGGUCGCCUGGGCUCCUCGCAGGACUCAGAUACCCAGCAGGAGGCCAACCUGGAGAGCGCUGACCCAGAACUGUGCAUCCGCUUGCUGCAAGUCCCCACCGUGGUCAACUACUCAGGGCUGAGGAGGCGCCUGGAGGGCAGCGACCAAACAUGGAUGAUCCAGUUCCUGGAGCUCAGCGGGCUGGAUCUCCUCCUGGAGGCCCUGGAUCGGCUCUCGGGGCGGGGGUGUUCUCGCAUUGCCGAUGCCCUUCUGCAGCUCACCUGUGUCAACUGCGUCCGGGCUGUCAUGAACUCCUCUGCAGGGAUCCACUUCAUCAUAGACAACGAGGGAUACAUCCGGAAGCUCUCCCAAGCUUUGGACACUUCCAACACCAUGGUGAAGAAGCAGGUGUUUGAUCUUCUUGCUGCCCUGAGCGUGUUCUCUGCAGACGGCCAUCGCCUGGCUCUGGAUGCCCUGGAUCACUACAAGGGCGUGAAGACGCAGCAGUAUCGCUUCAGUGUGAUCAUGAAUGAGCUGCAGGCCACAGAUAACGUACCUUACAUGGUAACGCUCCUCAGUGUCAUCAACGCCCUCAUCUUCGGCACAGAUGACCUCAGGCAGAGGGAUAAGAUGAGAAAGCAGUUCAUUGGUCUUCAGUUACUUGAUGUUCUGCCAAAGUUAAGGGAGGAGGAGGAUGAAGACUUAAUUAUUCAAUGGGAAGCUUUUGAAGAGGCAAUGUCUGAAGAUGAGGAGGAGCUGCUGAGGGUCUAUGGGGGUAUCGACAUGAGUGAUCACCUGGAGGUGUUCACUACUCUCUUUAACAAGGUUAGCAGCACCCCAGCCUCCAUGCAGCUGCUGUCCAUCCUGCAGACGCUGCUGUUGCUCGGGCCGGACCACUCUGACAUCUGGCAGGCUCUGGAGUCCAUCACUAACAGAGCCAUACUGCUGGCCCAGGACUCUCAUAUGGAGUCCUCUGAGAAGAUCAUGCAGCGGCUGCUGUUCUCCAAGGGCAAGAGCUGCAGGGGUCAGCACGAGCUGGACGGGCAGCUCGGGAGGGCGGAUAAGGGGGUCCAGACUGACGCAGAUAGUGGGGAUGAAGAGAAGUCAGAGAAAAGCUUAACAUCCUCUCAGAAACCACUGUGUGCCUCUGCUCCACGUCCUCUUCUAACCCCAAGUAUGCUCCAACCUUCUAACCAGUGCCCACCUCCUCCUCCACCACUACCUGGGGGGUUUGGUGGACCCCCACCACCUCCGCCUUUGCCUGGAAUUCCACCACCACCGCCACUGCCUGGUGGUCUCGGUAUACCUCCUCCGCCACCUCCCUUACCUGGCAUGGGUGGUGGCCCACCACCACCACCUCCAUUACCUGGUAUGGGUUGCGGCCCACCACCACCACCUCCAUUACCUGGUAUGGGUUGCGGCCCACCACCACCACCUCCAUUACCUGGCAUGCCAGCUCCUCCGCCUCCCCCCGGCAUGAUAGUAGCUCAGGGUAGUCAGUCCCUGGGGUCCGCUGCCCCCACCAAGGCCCACCGAUGCCCCACCCUGAGGAUGAAAAAGCUCAACUGGCAGAAACUGCGUGCGGUUACGGAUGGUCACUCCAUGUGGGCCACGGUUCAGGGUGAGCCUUCUUCUAGGGAGCCGAACUACAGCAGUAUCGAGCAGCUGUUCAGUUUCCCGGUGACCGAGAACAAAGACAAGGGGGCAGCUGCUCCUGUCAAGAAGGAGCCUAAAGAGAUAACAUUCAUUGAUCCAAAGAAAAACUUGAAUUUGAACAUAUUCCUAAAGCAGUUCAAAUGCAAAAAUGAGGACUUUGUAGCCAUGAUUCAGAAUGGGGACCGUACUAAGUUUGACGUAGAGGUGCUGAAACAGCUUGUGAAGCUCCUACCAGAGAGCCAUGAGAUUGAAAAUUUGAAGUCCUUUCAAGGCGACAAAGAAAAGUUGGCAAAUGUUGACCGAUUCUACACCUCCCUUCUCACUGUUAACUGUUAUCAGUUGAGGAUUGAGUGCAUGUUGUUAUGUGAGGAGAUUUCAUCAGUGUUGGAUAUGCUCAAACCUAGAGCCAAGCUGGUGGCGGAGGCCUGCCAGUCCCUGAGAACUAGCACGCUCAUGCCCAGUUUCUGCAAGCUCAUCCUGGACGUUGGGAAUUUUCUCAAUUAUGGAAGUCACACAGGGAACGCUGCAGGGUUCAAGAUCAGCUCUCUGCUCAAACUCACAGAGACCAAGGCCAACAAGAGCCGCAUUACGCUGCUUCAUCACAUCCUGGAGGAAGCAGAGGUGAACCACCCAGAGCUGUUGGCGCUGCCAGAUGAUAUAGAGAUCUGUGAAAAAGCAGCAGGAAUUAGUCUGGAAUCUGUUCAGUCAGAAGCCAGUGCCUUACUAAAACGUCUGAAUGAGACGGCUAAGAAGGUCUCCAACUCUGACGAAGAGGUGAAGGAGCAGUACGGAAACAUUCUUCAGGAAAGUCUGGAGGCAUGUCAGGACUUGACCGAAACAUUAACGGAGACUGAGAAGACAAAGAGUGAGCUGGCUCUCUACUUAUGUGAAGAUGUCAACCAGCUGUCGCUUGAGGAACUCUUCGGAGCCAUCAAAACUUUCCGAGGACUUUUCCUCAAGGCACUAAAGGAAAACAAAUCCAGACGAGAGCUGGCAGCCAAGGCGGAGAAGAGGAAGAAGCAGCUGGCAGAUGAAGAGUCCAAGAGACAGAAGGGAGAGAAUGGAAAAAUCAUCAAGAAAGGCUUUGUGCCGCAGGACGACGACUGCAUCAUCGAUCACCUCCUGGCGGAUAUCAGAAAAGGUUUCAGCCUCAGAAAGACCAGGCCAAGGUGCGAUACGGAAAGCCUCCCUUCUAGUGAAAUUCGUAGGGAUACCCUCCCAUCUGGGUCAAGUGUGAAGCCUGUCGAAAAAAAAGCCGCAGAACUAGCCGUCACCUUCGCUCCCUCCAAACCUCCGCCAGAGGGUCCACGGCCCCAGACAAGCGGAGUGAACGGCUUCCUCAGCCCGUCAGAAGAGACUCCUCCAGCACCUCAGGGUGCAGUUCAAGACGGACCAGCUGCACCUCCCAAGGCACCCCCAGGAGAACCGGCCAUGAUGAAGCAGGCACCCCCGGUAAGACCUGCGUCGCUGCAGGGUGGGCUACACCCACAGGGAUCCGCAGUGUCUUCACGAGAUACGAUGCAACCUCAGCCUCAGGUUGAAGCGGAACAUCAACCAUGUUUCCCCACAAAUGGCUUCUCACCGGAUUCCUCCGAGGCUAGCGUCCUCAGCCCGACUUCCCUCUCCGAUUCUGACCUGCUAGAAGCUGUGUUGGAUGGCACGCCCAGCCUGGCGUCUGAGAAGAUGAUUCCCGAAGAGCCAGUGGAUGUUAAAGUAGAUAUUCAUAUGAAGGAAGGUCCUUUACCGAAUGCUAACAAUGUGCCGAGUAGUGAGAGAAACACAACGGGAGAUGAAGAAGGAGAAAUUAGUAAUAAAAUAAGCCAUUUAGCAGAGACUGUAGGACAAGAGAAGGGGCGAGAAGAGAGGAAGUGCAUUAUUGUGAAAACGUCUGUGACUACACUCAGUGAGGGCAUCGAGGACUUUGAUGUUCCCGAUGGACUGGUGUCACCAGAUCUGCCGUCAGUGUCUGAAGCACUGCCUCCAUCCCCUAAGCCCGAACCAAAGAGAAAGAGGAGCUUCUUUAAACCAAACAAAAAGAAUCCAGGUAACAGGGAGAAAGGACACACUAAACAUAAAAAAGACUGUGUGUUGCAGUGAGGUUACUCCAGAAAAAGAAAAUCGAGAGGAAAGAGAAAAUGUUAAUAUCGCACAGGAGUUGUGAACUGGAAGGACUACAAUACUAUUAGUUUGUGAAACUACAUGAGCAUUGACUCCUUGAAGAGGAUGCAGAAGUCUUCCUUUUGCAAUGAUUUGUUUUACAUGACCAAGAAGAGUAAACACAUCUUAAGGCUGGGAUUUCCGAACAUGGAUCUCCAAAUGUCUCUUUAUGUAAAUAGUUGUGGAAUUUGUGUGUGAGUGUUUUUGAUUCUGAUCUAUUGAAAAAAAGUGGCUUUAUAUGUUUUGUACAAUUGUUGUAAUAUGAAGUGAAUGUGUUUUUGCAUUACGCUCUAUUACCUUUUCAGCACCUUAUAAAGAAAGAUGCAGUGUUGUUGGUGCAAGAUAUUUAAUUUAACUAAUCAAAACAAAACUUCUUGAAUGUCUUAAUUUCUAUGUAUAUUAUCCAGAUGAUCUCUAACAGGAAAAUAUAAGGAUAUUUAAUGGAUUGUGAAUUGUGUUGUUAAAUAUAUUUUAAUAAAAGUGAAUUUACUGUU
This is a messenger RNA of Notothenia coriiceps (black rockcod), 4556 nucleotides long. RefSeq names its product inverted formin 2 (gene inf2). Gene Ontology annotation, biological process: actin cytoskeleton organization. The record is from RefSeq and is a predicted model, not a curated record. Gene Ontology annotation, molecular function: small GTPase binding; actin binding. NCBI's taxonomy places the organism in Eukaryota, Metazoa, Chordata, Actinopteri, Perciformes, Nototheniidae. The transcript has 23 exons. The coding region runs from base 226 to 4002 and encodes 1258 amino acids.